Molecule: messenger RNA, 249 nt
Organism: Verticillium nonalfalfae
Lineage: Eukaryota; Fungi; Ascomycota; Sordariomycetes; Glomerellales; Plectosphaerellaceae
Exons: 2
Coding region: 1-249 (82 amino acids)
Source: RefSeq, a predicted model, not a curated record
AUGUCUGACAAAUACCCUUGCAAGUACCAUAACAAUCCAAACGGCGCGUGCUUUCCCGGGAUAGAAUGGGUUGGUGGUGCGGAUGCAGCUUGUGAUAAAUGCCUGGCGGCAGGGCUUCCCAGAGGAUUGAAUCAGUGCAGCAUUUGGCAACCCAUGUCGACGAGCCUCCGCGAACGAAGCAGAGAUAAUUGUGCGAUAUACCAGGAGGUACACGGCAUACUGGAGCCACGCAGGCAACACAGAUGGUGA